UUCAGAUUGAAGCCUUAAAGAGAAGGCUAAUCUCGAAGAAACUCAUUCGAAAUGAUAACGAGAUUAAUGACUUAUUUGAAGAACCCUGUCAGAGUGCUGGAUCAUUGAGUGAAAGUAGAGAUGAGAAAAGUUCACCAAAAAUUGACAAAAGGAAACGCCGAACUCACAGACGAAUUAUAUCCUUUAAUUCGUGUCGCUCCAGAUCUGUCUCACCUUUUGGUCACAAGAGACGAUCACAAGAAAAAAGAAAUGGACUCCUCCAAAGAUAUUAAACAAAUCAGAGAUUCCUCAUCCCUCACAGUGUCUCCUAAACGUGCAGAUGCUCCUCAACUCAUCAAUACUGAGCCCGAAUCUCGUUCUCCAAAACGUCCAGAUUAUUCUAGCCGAGGAAAAAAUGUGCAGCCUUCAUUAAAAAUGAAAAAAGCCCAUAAAGAACAUACUCAAAAGGUUCAAAGAAAUUUCCGAAGUUCUUCCAUGAUUACCACGACACCAUCAAUGCAGCUAAUAGGCAAUGAAAUUAGUUUUCACAAUGACGUCAGGAAAGAGUUUAGAGACAUAAAGUUGGCAAUUGGACAACUAAAGUCACAAAUGCUUCGACUUUUGCAAGCUUUCGACAACAUCAAGGAGCGUUUGAAUCAACAACCACUAAUCCGGUGGUCGAUCUUGAAGAUUAUCGCUGCAAGACUUUCGUCGAAUUUCAGGUCCAAGACUUUGAAAACAAGUUGA
This is a messenger RNA of Fopius arisanus, 726 nucleotides long. The record is from RefSeq and is a predicted model, not a curated record. Lineage: Eukaryota; Metazoa; Arthropoda; Insecta; Hymenoptera; Braconidae.